AUGAACCACACCUCUGCUUCUAUGUCAGAGUUUAUGCUCCACUGUGCCAUGGACUCCCAGCAGAUAAUUUACACAACUCCUCUCCUCACAAUGGUCUACUUAGUGACGCUGUUUGGAAACUUCCUGGUAAUUCUGGCCAUAACGAUGAAUCACAAUUUGCAGACACCAAUGAAUAUUUGCAUUGCUACCUUAGCAGUGAUUGACUUGGCGGGCAGCACUAACAUCGUCCCUAAAGUGAUUGCCGUUCUUUUGGACUCAUCGUCUAUUCCUUAUGGGCUUUGCUUACUUCAGAUGCUCUUGGUGUUGUAUUUGGAAGGAAUGGAGUCUCUUCUCUUGGCUCUCAUGGCGUGUGACCGCUAUGUAGCUGUUAUCCAUCCACUUCGAUAUCCUUCUCUUAUAACUAAUAAAGUAGCUUGGGCUGCAAUUUUGCUUUUACUUUUAAUUUCCACUGUAUUUAUUAUGCCAUAUAUCCUUUUUGUCACAGAGUUUUCAUUCUGUAAAACAAAUGUGCUGAACUACUGUUUCUGUGAUUAUAUUACAAUGGUUAAGUUAGCUUGCAAUGAAGAUCCGAAAUAUUUGAUUAUGCUUUCCGCUGUAUCGGUUGUUUUUGGUGCUGGUCCAUUUGCAUUCAUUAUACUUUCCUACCUCAGGAUUGCAUAUGCUGCACUGAAAAUUGCGUCUAUUCAAGGGAAAAAAAAGGUUUUUAACACUUUAAGUAGUCACCUGCUUGUGGUCGGACUGUUCAAUAUACCUUUAUUAACAUCCUACUUAUUGCCCGGAACUGGAGUGAAGCUGACCACCGAAGCUUACAACACUAUGGUCAUUGUAUCCAUUAUCGUCCCACCAAUGUUGAACCCCAUAAUAUACAGCUUCAGAAACAAGGAGAUAAAAACUGGCAUCUGUACUUUUAUAAAAGGGAUAAAGGCCGGUCCAGAAAUCAUCCGUAACUGA
Erpetoichthys calabaricus (reedfish) is the source of this 951-nucleotide messenger RNA. Its product is annotated as olfactory receptor 1496-like. The transcript has a single exon. Gene Ontology annotation, biological process: G protein-coupled receptor signaling pathway. NCBI's taxonomy places the organism in Eukaryota, Metazoa, Chordata, Cladistia, Polypteriformes, Polypteridae. The record is from RefSeq and is a predicted model, not a curated record. The coding region runs from base 1 to 951 and encodes 316 amino acids. Gene Ontology annotation, cellular component: membrane. Gene Ontology annotation, molecular function: olfactory receptor activity; G protein-coupled receptor activity.